UUGCUAUGUUAAGAGGCUCACUCCUCUCUCUUACUAUUCUUGGGGCUUCAACCCAUCCUGAUUUUUAAUGUUUUUGCUUAUGUCAUGAUCCUAAUGAUAGAUAAAGAGAGAAAAAAAUAUUGAACCCAGCUAAUCAAGUCUGUGAUCUUUGAAAAUAAUCGUGAUGAGAGAAGAGUGCGUUUAACAGUGUGUUUAAUGGUCAUCCUACUUCCUGCCAUUCUUUCAAUGUGAUGAAUAAGAAGGCUGUCUGAUUCUGCCCUUGACCACUCCUAUAUUUCUUUGUACCAUUAACUCUUUUCUGUUAUUUAGCAUCUUUUAAUUUUUUUCUGUUCCUUAUGAGAGCCACAUCUAAACACUAUACUGGCUACAAAUGUGAAGAUCUAUUCCUGUAAUUCUUUUCUCUUUCUUGUGACAGCCAUAUCUAAACAUUACACUGGCUACAAAUGUGAAACUCUUUUCUCUCUCCUGACAUCUUUAUCUAAAUAUUAUACUUGCUAGGAAUUUGAUAAUCUAUUUCAUUCUUUUCUCUCUCUUGUGACAGCUUUAUCUAAACAUUAUAUUGGCUUGGAAUUUGAUAAUCUAUUUAAUUCUUUUCUCCCUCUUGUGACAGCUUUAUCUAAGCAUUAUACUGGCUAGGAAUUUGAGAAUGUAUUCACUUGAAAAAUUGUUUUCUCUACAUUGUGGAUGCAUGCAAUGACUACAUACAGUGCAUGUGAACUGCUGUUGAAAGAGUUGAUUAAUGUGGGCUGUAGUCAUCUUGUUUCCUGCCAGUCUUUCUACAUGACAAAUUGCAUGGUGUGUUUGAUCCUCCCCAUGCCCAUUCCUGUAUUCCUUCACUCCAUUCACCCUUCACUGGUAUUCAACACAUUUUUCCUCCCUGAGGCAUUCUGUUUUGUUUGACACCCACUUCCAAACAUUAUACUGGCCAGAAAUGUUAAAAUCUAUUCAUUAUUUUUUUCUCUUCCUUGUGAGAGCCACAGCUGAAUGUUAUAAUGUGCUGGAUACAAAUUUAAAUAUCUAUUUUUUAGUCCUUUUGUCUUCCUUGUGACAGCCACAUCUAAACAUUAUCCCUAAUAGAAAUGUGAAAAUAUAUUAUUUUAAUUCCUUUCUCUUUCUUGUGACAGCCACUACUAAAUAUUAUAUUGGCUAGAAAACUACAAAUGUAUUGUUUUCAUUCUUUUGUUUAUCUUGAGAGAGCCUCAUCUACACAUUAUUCUGGUUACAAAUGUGAAAAUCCAUUCUGUUUUUUCUCUACCUUGUGACAGUCACAUCUAAAUAUUAUAAAUGUAUUUUCAAGUUCUUUUUUGUCUUGUUUGUGACAGCCACUUCUAAACAUCAUACUGGAUAUAACUUUGAAAUCUAUUCUUUUCUUUCCUUGUUGAUGCUUGCAGAGAUUGUGCACAGUGCCCUAAGUGGUUGGAGUUGUUGCUGAGAGGUAAUUAAGGCAUUCAAGAGCAAGGGAGUGAGGAGAAAAAGCUUAGUCCAGUCUGCUGUCUGUGCAUCAAGCCUGAGCUGGUCUGCUCCCAUGAUGCAGCGUGUGGCAGUGUUAGCAGACACGGCUCUUGUCUGUACCUCAUCCUCUUAAAUAUAUGAGCCGACCCUGGGUGUGGUGGAGUACAGUGACAUGCGGCGGCUGACCAUCGCUGACCUGCCGGGACUCAUCGAGGGCGCCUACUCCAACAUGAGGAUGGGGCACCGCUUCCUGCGCCACGUGGAGUGGACACACUUCCUCCUCUUUGUGGUGGACAUCAACAGCUUCCGGCUGUCACCCAAACACCCACGCCGUUCACCCACCGAGAAUGUCAUACUGGUCAACAGGGAUAUUUGAACCAGAAACCAAAGCUAGCACAACCCACUUCAAAGCUUCCUUGGAGGGUUUCCAUGGGCUCAUUCUAGAGAAACUGGUCACUGAGAAAUUCUCCUAAACACAGAGGCAGGCAGUCUCCCUAUUGAAGCAGGCUGAAGCUAAACACUAGAGGCAACAAGAUUCAAUCUACUUUUACAUUUCAGACUCUCUCCUCAUUGGCCUUUCCAAGCACCAGCAGUAUUAGCACAAUGGCACAAGACGGGGAGGACAUAGUGCCUCUCGACCCCGAGCUUCUGGCUGAGCUGGAGGAGGAAGCAGCCUCUUGCUAUACUGAGGAGGAUAACCAGUUUACAGAGCACUGCAAGAAGAGCCUAUCUAAGCCGCCAAUACUCCCUGCUGACAGAUUUGACUGCAAAAGACAGUGCAGAGGCAACUUUAGGCAUCAAGACUACAGGAAGGAAGGAGGCUGCAGGGAUCAAGGGGAGUACAGAGGUCAUGGGAAUUAUAGGGAUUGUGGGAAUUACAGGGAUCACAGGAGGGAAUAUUCUGACCACAGGCAAGGGAGGUUUGGCAGUGACCACAGAGAUCAUGAUGACAGCAGAAGGGAUAGCGAGAAGAGGAAGUACAGGUCUGAGAGGGAGAGUGAUGAGUAUGGAAGAAGGAAUUACCAGUCCAGCAGAUACUACAAUGAGUGGGGGGGGGGAUCAUCCUGUUGAGUUUUGUGAAUCCAGUGGCUGGUAUAUUUAUCUUUCAUCAGGGCCUUCACGCAAGCUUCCACGCCAUUAAUUCUUUGACCAUUACCAAAGGUUACUGACAUUUAAUUUACAUUUAAAUGCCUGCCUGCCUGCCUGUUCAUAUCUUUCUCUCACAACAUACUCACCAUUCACUUGUGAACAUUUAGAUUUUUAGGAAAUAUUUUUGAGUAAGUUCCUUCAUCACAAGGCAACCAUCUACUAAAAAGAAAGAAAAAUGGAAUAUAUGUUGGCAUUUCCUUGAUUGCUUUUGGUGUUAGUGUGUGACCUUCCAGAGUGACAGUACAAGUGUUAUCCCCACUACAUGCACUAUAUAUAUCAUGCCUAUAUAUAGUCAUGCACUAUAUAUAACAUCACUGAGUAUCUUUUCUCUCAUUUUGAUAUAAAUGUUUGUAACACUUUACAGUAUGCUAACUUUUAUGUGGACUUACUGUAAGAUUUUUUAAAAGUAAAGUAUUUUUCCAA
Molecule: messenger RNA, 3024 nt
Organism: Scylla paramamosain (green mud crab)
Lineage: Eukaryota; Metazoa; Arthropoda; Malacostraca; Decapoda; Portunidae
Exons: 7
Coding region: 2056-2523 (155 amino acids)
Biological process (GO): RNA 5'-cap (guanine-N7)-methylation
Molecular function (GO): RNA binding
Source: RefSeq, a predicted model, not a curated record